GCCGCCAUGGCCGCGGUGCCCGUGCGGGGCCGGCGCGGGGCGCUCGGGCCGGGGGGAGCCGGGGAGCCGGAAUGCAAGCGGGUGUGCAGACUGAUGGACACCAUCCCACGGGAGGCUGGUACCCAGCUCAUGGAUUGUGCCAUGGAUCUGGAUUCCAGGCAGAAAUUCCUCCCUGACUCUGCUCCCUGGGCUGCAAAGACAAAGCAGAAUUCCAUGAUUUUGGAAAAUCAUGGGAGCAAAGGCACUUCCCAGCCAUGUCCAAGAUGUGUUGCUGGAGAAUCUGGCCACUUCAGCCACAUCCUGGGCUUCUAGAGCUGCAGAGGAGGCCGAGGAGCAGCUCUGCUUUGCUGCUGCAGUCCUGAGGAUGCAGCUGGCUCCUGGAUCCUGCACUGCCCUGCCUGGCUCAGCACAGCCACACCGCCCUGCUGCCACUCAGGGCACAAUUAUCUGCAAUUUUACACCUGCUCCAAGUGCUCCUGCUCCUCGGGUAGCUCAGGAUUUGUCUAAAAGGGACAAGGAAUGGUUGGUUUCAUUUUUCGGUAGCUCAGGAUUUGUUGAAAAAGGACAAGAAAAGGCUGAUUUAAUGUUUUAGACUGGUUCAGUUGAGCUGGCCUUGGGCCCAGGCUUCACCUGGGACUGGGCCAGAGGUUGUGUUGUUUCCAAAGGUUUUCCCAACAGUCCUGACUCCCUUGGAAUAUGCUCCUUUGGAAAAUGCUCCUUGUACAGGGCCACAGGCAGGAAUGGGAGGACACAAAUUUUAGUUUUUAAGUGGCUUUGCAGCUGUGAAGGCCAGGAAAAAUCCCAUUGAAGCUUACAUUUAAAUCCCAAAAAAAUCUGUUUAAAAAGGCUUGACCUCAUCAUCCAGCAGGCUUUUAUUGGCACAAAUCUAAUGACAGGUUAAUUAACCUCUUAAAGGUUAAUUUUGGGGGUUAUCAGGCUGCGAAAUCCUCAGGCAAAGGAUUUUUGCAGCCCUAGAAUCCUUCCCCUGUUGUGUAUGGAGUUGCAGUUAGCACUGAGUUGAGCUUUUAUAAAUCAGCUGGGCUGGAAACAAAUUGGAGUUUAAUUGUCUGCUCCAGGGAAGGCUUUUAAUAGUGAUAUUUUUUUAAAUAGAUGUGUUUGUACUUUAUUUUGUGAUUUUCCAGGAUCAUAAAGCUGGCACAGGCUGGGACAGUGAAUAUUCCUUUAAAGCAGAUUUGUGUCAAAUCUGCAGUGGAACCACAGAAUUAUUUUUGUAUGCCUUGCAGAACUCUGAAAUUUUGUUUUCUUGAUGAAAAAAGAGAUAAUCUUUCUAUUUCCUACUGCUGGGGUUUGUACACAGAAUAAGCAGAGUGAUGCUUUAUUUACCUGUACAUAGAGAGAAAGGCCCCUGGCCUGGUUUUAAUUCAGGUUAAAAGGAUCUAAUUGUUAUUUUUAACUUUGUAUUUUGUAAAUUGUUCCUUACAAAAGCAGAAGCAUUAAACACCACUUGGGCUGCAGCA
Molecule: messenger RNA, 1478 nt
Organism: Corvus hawaiiensis (hawaiian crow)
Lineage: Eukaryota; Metazoa; Chordata; Aves; Passeriformes; Corvidae
Gene: C8H10orf143
Product: chromosome 8 C10orf143 homolog
Exons: 4
Coding region: 7-312 (101 amino acids)
Source: RefSeq, a predicted model, not a curated record